AUGUAUGGAUUAAUAUUAGAAAACAUACAUCAAUAUACGUGCAACAAAUAUGGCACUGAUGUCUGGGAUGAAAUUAGACGACUGGCCAACAUCAAGGAACCGACGUUUUCCAUACAUAAAAUAUAUCCCGAAACAUAUGUACCACGAAUUACUGCUCACGCUAUGCAGGUAUUGGGAAUAACUGAAAGAGAAUAUCUCUAUAACAUUGGUAUCUCAUUUGUAUCAAUGGUUGGCGCUUAUGGUUAUGACAAAGUAUUAUCAGUAUUGGGCCGACACUUUAGGGAUUUUCUCAAUGGUUUGGAUAACUUACACGAAUACUUACGGUUCAGUUAUCCUAAACUAAAGCCUCCGUCAUAUUUUGUGAACAACGAGACUGAUAAAGGAAUGACACUUCACUACCGAUCCAAACGACAGUACUUUCUAUGGUAUACUAUCGGCCAGAUUGAAGAAGUUGGCCGUCAUUUCUAUCAGACAAAUGUCACCACAGAUAUUGUUACCGAAAGCUAUGAAAAUAAUGAAUAUUAUUAUGUAUUACAACUUUCGUUUGAUAACAAAGGAUACAAUGAUUGGCAACUGGUGUCCAACAGUAGGGUUGACACCCAGUCCUCUAUAUCGCAGUUACCAUUAAGGGCUAACACUUUGCUCCAGAUAUUCCCGUUUUGUAUUGUCUUUAAUAUUAAUCUAACCAUAAAAGCGGUCGGAGGUUGCCUUCAAGUUGUUUUACCCAAUCUUGUAGGCAAUGAAUUGCCUAAAGUUUUUAAAAUUUUAAAACCAAAGGUUGGCUAUAAUUGGUUUUCUAUAUCGGGUCAUUUGAACACAACCUUUGAAUUGGCGUCAAUUCAACCCUUAAAAAGGGAUACAUCUAAACAUAAUUUAGAUUUUAAAUGCGAUAUAAACUCGAGUGAAGAUAAUACCAAUGAUAGCAUUGAUAGCAAUGAAUGUCAUGAAUACUUGCUUAAACUUAAAGGCCAAAUGUUAUAUAUGGAAGAGUGGAAAUGUAUGAUCUAUUUGGCGGCACCCAAUAUUGCAGACAUGGAUGCCCUAACUCGUACCGGACUUUAUUUAAAUGAUUUGAGUUUACAUGACUUUAGUCGUGAUAUGGUAUUGGCCGGACAGCAACAAACAGCUGAACUUAAGUUGGCUUUAGAUCAAGAAUUGCAUAAAAGUAAACAAUUAGAGGUAUCAAUGGUUAAAUUGGAUGAAGAAAUGAAACGAACCGAUGAAUUACUUUAUCAAAUGAUCCCCAAAAAGAUUGCCGUUAGACUACGUAAAGGGGAGAAUCCAAUUGAUACGUGUCAGUACUUUUCAUGUGUGACAAUACUAUUCUCGGAUAUCGUUAACUUUACGGUCAUAUGUAGUCGCAUAACACCCAUGCAAGUGGUCUCUAUGCUUAACUCAAUGUAUAGUAUGUUUGAUGAGCUAACUGUCCGACACUGUGUCUAUAAGGUCGAAACAAUAGGUGACGCAUACAUGAUAUGCAGUGGCGGCGGGAUUCACGACUGUCAGGACGACAGUGUGAAUCACGCGAACAAAGUGUGCCAAAUAGCCAUUGAUAUGAUAAGAGUGACGUUCACACUGCCCGACCCCUCCGGUGACAAUAAUCUUAAAAUCAGAAUCGGCAUUCAUACAGUAGUAGGAGGUAUAGUUGGUCAAAAAAUGCCCAGAUAUUGUUUAUUUGGUGAUACGGUCAAUACGGCCAGUCGUAUAGAGAGCUCGAGUGCGGCUCAAAUGAUUCAGAUCAGCGAAAAAACAAAAGCAAUGUUAGACCCAAACGAAUGGGAUAUUUAUGAAAGAGGAACCAUACCAUUGAAGGGAAAGGGAUUUAUGCAGACCUAUUGGCUAUACGGAAGACAUUCUAGAGAUCAGUUGUCAGAUAACAGCGACAACAAUGAUAGAGCAGUUGAUAAUAAAAUGCUGAUUCAAAAGGUAUCGCCGUUUAAUACAAUUGUAAGCAGCGGUCAAAUUAAUGUCAGCAAUGAUUGUAAAAAUUUAAACAACGAUCAAUUGAAUUGCUUUUUAAAUGUUAAUUAUGAUAAACUACUACAACAACAGUCAGUAUGUGAUCUCAUAAAUAGUGACAAUAAAUCUAAAGACAUUGUCGACAACAAAAAUGCUGAGAAAAGUCUGUCAUUGGUCUCUAGUAUUGAAGGACAACAUAACACUAAACAACACCACCGGGCAAUAGAUAGGGUUAAUAGAGAUAAUAAUAAUACUAUAAUUAAGAAUUCAUGGAUUUCUAAUACGGGAGAACACGUGGAUAGUAGUAGUGAAAGUCAACAAAUUAAGGGAAAGGGAUGCUUUAGGUUAAGCUCCUCUAAGCAUAAGUCUAAUAAUGUUAACAACACUACUGGUUCAACAAGAAGGACACUGUCUUGUAUUAUCAUUUAA
Messenger RNA from Oppia nitens, 2388 nucleotides. Its product is annotated as soluble guanylate cyclase 88E-like. Bases 1 to 2388 code for a protein of 795 amino acids. Gene Ontology annotation, molecular function: heme binding; oxygen sensor activity; guanylate cyclase activity. NCBI's taxonomy places the organism in Eukaryota, Metazoa, Arthropoda, Arachnida, Sarcoptiformes, Oppiidae. The record is from RefSeq and is a predicted model, not a curated record. Gene Ontology annotation, cellular component: guanylate cyclase complex, soluble. The transcript has 17 exons. Gene Ontology annotation, biological process: nitric oxide-cGMP-mediated signaling; response to oxygen levels; cGMP biosynthetic process.